Molecule: messenger RNA, 546 nt
Organism: Peniophora sp. CBMAI 1063
Lineage: Eukaryota; Fungi; Basidiomycota; Agaricomycetes; Russulales; Peniophoraceae
Source: the annotation of a GenBank genome assembly
AUGGCUAAGGACACUUCCCCACUCGUAAACUUUGCUACCGACGCGAAGUACGCAAAGUACAGAGCCCUUUUUGGCGAUGACACCGCGCUGUCGUCUUUCGUUACCAACGCUCAUGGCGAGGUCCUGGUGUUCCGGGCCAAUAUGGCCGGCAAGGUUCUGAAGGACCCCGUCGUUUGUGAAGAGGGCUCCGUUAUUGCUGUCCGGCCCCCCAAGGACCAGAACAUCGCGGACGAGGAAUUUUGGUUCGCCGUAGUCAAAAAGUCCAAUGAAGAAGGAGGCGACAUCGAUAUCCGCUGGCUGGUCUCUGGGGCGUAUGCGCACGCGUUGGUCGAGUACGGACGCUCCAUUAUACUUAACUCGGACCAGCUGAAGAAAGAACUUUCGGACUUCAGCGUCCCUCGCCGCUCGCUCUUCCUCACGGACCAAGAUGACAAGGCGCCCAUCGGGUCUAUCAAGGCUGUGCUCACCGAGAACGAGUUCGCCGGCUUGGGGUUUGAGGACGGUCUUGUGUUUCGCUCAUCUGACAAGUAUCACUACUUCGAGUGA